UUGUUGAUCUUCAUCUAGAUGCGGCUGGCCCCACUGUACUUGCAGAACAGAACUUUUUUACAGAAGGCUAGUGUCAUAUGGAUUCUCUUCCGUCAUUUUAGACAAUCAUCAACACACAAGUUUUCCAAACUGAGCCUUUUACGGUGAAGUUUAAUGAGAAGAAAAUAUAUAUACAUUUUGCCAGAAUGGGAAAGAAAAACAACUCACACAAAGAUGUCAAUAAUAUUGGGCUAGAGCAGAGUAUUUAUAUCACCCACGAGCCUUUGCUUUUCCCUCCUUCCUCAUCACCUCUCCUCUCUCUUUUGUAUUCUUUCCAGAGACAUUUGUCUGAUCUAAUCACAAUCACUCAAACAAAGCCUUGAGAAAGAAAGAAAUAAACGACCCGGGAGAAGAAACAUGACCUAAUAAUAUUAGUAGUAUCUUCUCACUGAAAAUCAUUUAAAAUAAGUACUCACACAAGCAACAACCACGCGUCUUUAUUACUUACAUCCAAUAUAUCUCUCGUGAAGCAACAACUUGCUUCUCCCACCGCCAUGACUACAACCACAGAUAGCAACGGCGACAAAACGCAAACGCAGACGCACAAGAAACAAGUGAGAAGACGGCUCCAGACGAGCCGUCCUUACCAAGAACGUCUCCUUAACAUGGCCGAAGCUCGCCGAGAAAUCGUCACCGCCUUAAAACAACACCGCGCUUCCAUGAGACAAGCCGCCAAGAUUCCACCGCCGCAUGUUCCUUUUUCUGUACUGCCGCCUCCACCUCCUCCUCUGGAUCCGUUUUCUUGGUCGAGUUCUCAUCUCAACUCCCUUCUCCCCAACCAACCAUUAGGGUUGAACCUCAACUUCCACGACUUCGAUGACUACUUCCAAACCUCGUCUUCAUCAUCAUCAACGUCCUCAAAUUCAUCAUCUUCAUCAUCCUCAGUAAUAUAUCCGACGACGAACCCACAAAUAUACUCCACCCAUUCGCCUCCCCUCCACACCUUCGCCGCCACAUCUGAAUCGGUUUCUCACGAGCAGCCGAAGCAGCUGAUGGAACGGGAGAACAAAGUGGUGACGUCAGCUUGGUGGUCAGAGCUCAUGAUGAAGUCGGUGGAAGAUGACGUGUUCCCGAAGUUAAGUGACGUGAUGGAGUUUCCUUCGUGGUUAAAUACAACAGAUGAACAAGAAUUGUUUCAUCCUUACAAUCUCACCCAUUAUUCAUCCCCUCACAAUCAUCCAUUGUCCUGUAUGGAGUUUGGUGACAUUGAGGGCAUUGAUGGAGACGAUUGGCUUGCUUGAACCACAAUGGUUGAUUACUGUUUUUUUUUUUUCAAACAUGAUGAAUCAACUCUUUGGUUAUUUUUCUUAUUUCUUGUUUAUUUAUUUGCUUUCCUUUUAUUUUAUUUAUUUUCGUUUUGAGACAUAAGAAAGACAUUUUGAAUCUUUAAGAUUACCAAUAAGCCUGCGGAGAGAAAUGUUCUGUUUGGCAAAAGUUACAUGAACGAAGCUUUUGUAUCUAUGA
This is a messenger RNA of Raphanus sativus (radish), 1503 nucleotides long. RefSeq lists its product as uncharacterized. The coding region runs from base 534 to 1280 and encodes 248 amino acids. The record is from RefSeq and is a predicted model, not a curated record. Lineage: Eukaryota; Viridiplantae; Streptophyta; Magnoliopsida; Brassicales; Brassicaceae. The transcript has 2 exons.